Molecule: messenger RNA, 1419 nt
Organism: Suillus fuscotomentosus
Lineage: Eukaryota; Fungi; Basidiomycota; Agaricomycetes; Boletales; Suillaceae
Product: transmembrane amino acid transporter protein-domain-containing protein
Exons: 6
Coding region: 1-1419 (472 amino acids)
Biological process (GO): amino acid transmembrane transport
Cellular component (GO): endoplasmic reticulum
Molecular function (GO): amino acid transmembrane transporter activity
Source: RefSeq, a predicted model, not a curated record
AUGGAUGCUUCGGCUGCAAGGAGAACGCCAGACACAGUCAUUCCUAUGUAUGAAACAGAUAGUAUGGAGAAUGGAGAACUUAGGAACGUAGACCUCGAUGACCUUGCUCAAAAACAGUGGUCGGGUGGAGGUCUACUGAACUCGGUUGCCAAUAUGGCAAAUUCAAUCCUCGGAGCUGAUUUGGCUAAUACUGCGGUAGGUUUGCCGUACGCAGUCAAUCAAGCAGGCUUCUUUCUUGGCAUUGUUCUCCUGGUCGUCAUUUGUGCUGUCACCGAUUGGACUAUCCGAUUGGUUGUCAUCAACGCUAAACUCAGCGGCAGAACCUCUUACAUCGAAGUCAUGAACAGUUGUUUUGGCCCCAGUGGUCGUGCAGCCGUUUCAUUCUUUCAGUUCUCAUUUGCUUUUGGUGGCAUGUGUGCGUUUGGUAUUAUUAUCGGCAAGUGCAGGGUUCCUGGUGUAUUAUAUUCCUACCUUACAUUUUCUCCAGGAGAUACGAUACCCCAUGUCAUUCGUUCAAUAUUCCCUACUUUGCACACGAUACCUGUUCUCUCGCUCCUCACCAACCGCCAAUUUAUCAUCACCCUGUGCACAACCUGUGUUUCUUAUCCAUUGUCGCUCUACCGCGACAUUCACAAGCUUUCGCGUGCAUCCGGGCUCGCAUUAAUCAGCAUGCUCGUCAUCGUUUCAGCGGUCCUGAUUGAAGGAUCGCACGUGUCUCCCAAUCUCAAGGGCGAUCCAUCGAAACGCCUCACUGUGGUGGGCUCGGGGGUCUUUCAAGCAAUCGGCGUUAUGAGCUUUGCCUUUGUGUGCCAUCACAAUAGUUUACUCAUCUACGGGAGCUUGAAGACCCCCACCCUAGAUCGGUUCGCUCAAGUGACCCGUAUAUCAACGAUCAUUUCACUCGUGGCGUGCUGUACUUUGGCUAUAUCAGGCUUCUGGGUUUUUACAGAUAGAACUCAGGGGAAUAUAUUGAAUAACUUCUCUGGGAACGAUGCGCUGAUCAAUGUCGCCCGUUUCUGUUUUGGGCUGAAUAUGUUUACGACGUUACCUUUGGAGCUGUUUGUCUGCAGAGAAGUGAUAGAACAAUACUUCUUCUCGCACGAAAGCUAUAAUAUUCAGCGACACGUCUUCUUCACCUCCACUAUUCUCUUUUCAUCGAUGCUUCUCUCAUUGAUCACCUGCGAUCUGGGCGUCACGCUAGAGAUUACCGGCGGUGUCUCAGCCACAGCGCUUGCGUACAUAUUUCCUGCUGCAUGCUACCUAAAACUGACCGACCCACAUGUUCCGUGGCACUCCCGUGCGAAGCUUCCGGCCGCAGCUUGCCUUGCAUUUGGAGUGGCUGUGAUGACCGUAUCCCUCCUUCAAGUGAUCCAAAGAGCGUACAUGCCUCUGGGCGAGCCAAAGAUGUGUAUGGCGUGA